Messenger RNA from Cercospora beticola, 3302 nucleotides. RefSeq lists its product as uncharacterized. The record is from RefSeq and is a predicted model, not a curated record. Gene Ontology annotation, biological process: establishment of cell polarity; positive regulation of G2/M transition of mitotic cell cycle. NCBI's taxonomy places the organism in Eukaryota, Fungi, Ascomycota, Dothideomycetes, Mycosphaerellales, Mycosphaerellaceae. Gene Ontology annotation, cellular component: cell septum; cytoplasm.
CGUCCACCGACCACCACUCACCACCCACCGCGCUCCCACUGUUCCUACCCGCCCUCCUGCCAGCAUCUCGUCGCCGCCCAUGCGAGCAUUUCCACCACCGACAUCGUGACCUGGCCGUCGUCCAUGCCCGUAUUUGUAUGAGCAGCCCGCCCGCACGUGCACAUCGAGGUGGGCAUGGUGGUNGGCGAGCGCGGAUACAGCUCUCUGCCAUCGCCGCCAAUAUGGAGGUCCAGCGCGACGUGCAACAGCGCCGUCAGGCCGAGCUCGAGGCUCUGUAUCGCGCCCGCAAGAACACCGCCUCCGCCUCUGCCUCCGCCGCCGCCCGCAACACCCAUCUGGCUGCCCCAAAUGGCCGCGGGCACUCGCCGCAGCUGAGCAUUUCCGAUGACACGCACCACGUCACCGAAACCAUCCAUUCGUGGUACGACGAGCCGAACAGCAUGGAGGAGAGGCACAGCAACCGACCCCUGAGCUACAUCAACAGCCCCAGCGAGCGCGAGGGCUUCGAGGCCCGCCGGCAGAGAAGGCAUGGUGCUCUCCUUGGAGCUGCCGGUGGUGCCACAACGAGCCCUCCUGCGACCCCGACAUCUCCGCCCAGUACGGCUCAAGGCCGCUUCUCACCGCAUCGAAUGCAGAGUAGCGAGGGGCUCCCUUCGGCCGCUAGCGGCGAGGAUAUUGGCAAUGGGAACCCGUCACUGCAGCGCAUGGGAUCGCAAGGACAACGAUCACCGGGACAGCAUUCACCCACGACCCCGCCGCCCCUCAGCCGACAGUCCAGCACCGACAUCGCGAUCCAGCAGUUUCCGCUCAACGACAUCGACUAUGAAUCGAGUCCAGCAGCGGUAGCGCAGGAACUGAGCAAUCUCCAAGCCAUCAGACGCAUGUCCAUGAACGUAGAUACCGCCGACCCUGAUCUACCAUCUUUCGGCGGCAUGGGUAGCAUUUCGAGCGUAGCCCCAACCGACACAGAGGACGAGGAUGAUCCGUCGAAACUGUUCUGGGUGCCAGCUAGGCUGCAUCCCGAAUUGGCACCAAAGGAGUUCAAGACAUUUAUUGAAGAUCGAGUCGAUCGAAUCCGUCGAAGAUCGGGGGACGAGAAUAGCUUGUCACCAGAAGGCCUUUCACGGUCAGGCUCAGGGGAUAGCAAUCUGCGGCGCAAGAAGAGCAUGCUGUCACAUUCGAUCGAUACAAGAGGAAAUUAUCAAGAUGGUGCAGAGCGCUUGGAGAGAAAGCGUUCAAAGGGGAUGCAGCUGGAGGGCCAGACCACUGUUGCAAAUCUGCACGACCUGGAGGAGCUAGUAAAUGAUCCGGCCCAGUUGAUGAGUCGCAUGAGCUUGGAGGCCCAGAGGCGGUCAUUGGAGUCACCUGCCGAAGUCCCAGCGAGCGAAGAUAUGCCCAUCCUUCCCCCAGCCAUGGGCACACUCAAGCGCUCGACGAGAACGACAUACCGUCGAGGAAGCCUCAAAAAGGGGGAGCGAGUGCCCUUCUCAAAACGUGCGGCACAGCGGCGGCCUGAGCCUGAUGCUGAUGAGCAGAGACCGGAAUCUCCAGUGUCCGCACACGCUGAAGAACGAGAACCGGUUCUGGGCCUCACUCGCGUCCAGACAGAACCCACACCACCUCCUAAAGACUCUAGGCAUGCACAUCCUUAUUCGAGGCAUGAUCAGGGACAUUCGCUGUCUUCAGAAGAUUUGCAAGCAGAACCUUUGGAUCGAUCGAGCACAUCACCACCACAGCGUAACGAACGAGUUUCUUCGGAGGACUCAUCCACUGCACAGUUGCCUUCGUCUCAACAGCCGAGACAGUUCCAAUCUCGAAUAGCGUCUCCUGGACGAACGACUGCCCAGCUGCCCGGCUACGAUAACAAGAACCCACUACCCCAGAUUGUCGAAACGCUCCCAGAUGGUUCAAAGGUCCCGACGAAUCACUUGGUACAGGCCAUUCCGGAGCGAAAGUCUUCCCACGAAGUACCUCACCAGUUUCAGCGAGGCGGUGCGCAUAUGCGCCCAGCCCCUGGCUCUAGUCGUCAGACUCCGCAGUCGUCGAAGCUCGAUGAUCUGUCUGCGAGUCCCUCCCCUCUGCUUGGUAGCGGCAGUAUGGGCACAGAUUCUCUCACUAUGAUUCCCACAUUCGACGAGAAGAAGAACGAGAAGAAAGAGGGUGGCCGCAAAAGUAGCUGGAAAUGGAUACUGGGCAGUGACGACAAGGCUAAAGACGACUCCACUGGUGACUCAAGCAAAUCGUCGAAGUCAGGUAAGCAGGGGAAAAACUCCACAGACAAGGCAAGGCUGGAUGUGCUCCAGAAUUCCAUUGAUGGAACCGUGCCCGCACGUGGCCGGGAAAGCCUUGUGCUGAAUCGCGAAGAUGUCAGGCUGGAAGAGGAACGCAGAAAGGAUGGCAAGAAGCCAGAGUCGUCCAAGAAGGAGAAAGAGUCUGGCCUGCUCUCCGCGAUAUUUGGCAACAAGAAGAAGACUUCAGAUGGAGAUCUCAAAGAGAAGAAGAGAAAGGGAGACCGACACCACUCUCCGGACCCUCCGCCGAGGAUACUGAAGCCUGACAUUGACUACAACUGGACCCGGUUCAGCAUACUCGAGGAACGAGCCAUUUAUAGAAUGGCUCACAUCAAGCUGGCGAAUCCACGUCGAGCCCUGUACAGUCAGGUCCUGCUCUCGAACUUCAUGUACUCGUAUUUGGCUAAAGUGCAGAUGAUGCAUCCCCAAAUGCAGAUACCGGCCCAGCGGACUGCUCAGCAGAGGGAGCAGCAGCAAAAGCAGCAACAGCAGCAACAGCAACAGCAGAGUCAGCAACCUCCAGAGUAUAACCAGUACCAGCGAUGGCAAGAAGAACAAGCUCGGCAAGAUGCCGCAAACCAAGCAGCUUCAGAAACCCGCACCAGCUUCGAUGCUGUGCAUGAAACUCAGCGUGACAACAACACUACCAGUACAGCCAAGCGGGCUUCUGCUGAUGAGUACGCUCGUUCCGGGUCGCACAACCCCCAAGGUUACGCUCGAGCUAAUGGCUCUCCAGGUGGGAACAGCUCUUCCAGCGCGUACAAAGUGGCUGAUACCAACGCCUAUUUGGGGUAUCAAAAGGCCAAUCGAUCGCAAGAUCAUCACGGUGAUUUGUGGAAUGACGACGAGCGAGAGGAAGAAUUGUGGUGAGCUGGCCGCCACGGCUUUUGGUCAAGUACACACUGUCAGAGUGUGGGAAAGGGAGUCUAGCAGCUUCAUGUGUACGAUAUCAUUGCUAUCUGCAGAAGCCACGAAACGUAUACGCGCCUCUCCGCGCUUGGAACGCAAUCG